UGGGUAAACAUGGCAGGACAUAGUAGAUUCAAGAAAAUAAAACACAAGAAAGCUAUCGAGGAUAAAAAAAGAAGUAAGGAGUUUUCGAAAGUGUCCCAUGAGAUCUCAGUCGCUGUUAAGGCGGGGGGAGGAGAUCCAAACGACAACCCUAGGCUCAGGAUGGCCAUAUCCACUGCAAGAAGAUUUAACUUUCCUAAAGCCAAGGUCGACGAUGCUAUAAGAAAGGGGUUGAACCCGAACGACGGAGAAUCCAUAGAGGAAGUCAGAUACGAGGGAUUUGGUCCUUCAGGAGUCGCGUUGUUAGUGGAGGCCAUCAGUCAUUCAAAACAGUUGGCAAAUGACAAGUCGGCGAUUAGAAAGGUCUUCAGCAGACACAACGGAUCUCUUGGAGAAGGAGGCUGUGUAUCGUUCAUCUUCCAGAGGCUAGGUCUCAUCACGUACCCCGGCGAUGACCGGUCUGAGGACGACAUGAUGAUGUUAGCCAUCGAACACGGAGCCGACGACUGUCAGAAGGUGGAGGACGAGUUUGAGAUUCUCUGCAGCUUCGAGAAACUCCACGAGGUAAAGGAAAAGCUGGAGAAGCAAAUAGGGGAACCCUCUAGUGCUAAACCCAUCUGGAAGCCAAACAGUUACGUGACGCUUGACAACAGCAAGACUAAAAGUGUGUUGAGAUUGAUUGAUGAGUUGGAGGAUGUAGAUGCUGUUCAGGAAGUGUGGUCUAAUCUGGAGAUUCCGGACAGUUUUAACUAUGAGGAAUAAAAAUCAAUCGCGGUUUGUAUGCAUGUUGUAAAUUAUAUGUAUAUAGAAAUGUGAUUUAGAAGUUUUGUUUAACUAUGGUAGGUUAGAGCACGGAACUUUUGUCUUUGUCAGUAAUUGCAAUUCGUUCUAUAGUGGUGUCCCAGUAGUUUAUAGUUGCCUUGGUAUUAGAGGUAUGUGGUCUAACUAUUAGUAUAUAAUUGAAAUUGGUACUAUUUUGACCUAACAGAGGGGCAAGUAAAGUGUAUUGAUGAAACAUUGACAAAUAAAAAAGAAGAUUUGAAUUAAUACGUGAUUUAAAAUAGUUUAAAAUGUUGGGUGUCAUAAGAGCCGUGCUUGCACCAAUAUUGAGCCUGUUUUAAGUUACACUCAUAAAUUGUCACUUGCUGUACAUUUUUUAUGGCAUAAUAGUAAACUUAACAAUAUGUUUGUGACUUUUUGUAUAUUACGGUUUAAAACUUAAGAAUAUUUUUUCGCCAAGAGUUAUAGAUUACAUUACAUUUAGCUACGUGCUUUAGACACAUAGUUUCGUAUUUUAGUAUUUAGUUAUUUGCGAGUUAGUUACAAUCCAGUUACGCCAAAGUUCCCUGUAUACUUAAUUAUACAAGUAUUUAAGUAAAAUGUGCUAAGCUUACAGUAAUUGUACAUAAUGGUAUGUAUCUAAAGGUUAGUAAUUAGCAGGUUUUUACAUGCACAUGUAUUCAAAGUCAGUUUAUAAAAAUUGCUAAAUGUUUACAGAACACAUCAUUGUCAUUAUAAUAUAUUUAAAGAUCAAUUGUACAGAUUUUACAAAUAACACAUUCACCGAUUGGCUUUAUAACUUUGCUUAAAGCUUAUAGUAGAGGGUCAUGUUUCUUUUUAUGUCACAACUAGUUGCUGUACCUAUACCCGUUCUUUGCAAUGCGGUUAGGGUGCGGAAGUGGUUCUUUAAACCUGCUGUAUAUACCAGUAACACAUGCACCAUUUAUUUUGUAAACUAAAUUCAAUUGUACUGCUAACUUCAAUAAAGUUUCGUUUAAGUCAUGUAAGUCGUGCAAACUCAUUAGGCUACCUAGAACCAUAUAUUAACUGGCACUGAUGCAUGUUAUGAGAAUACUUUAAAUACAAUAUAAGAUCAAAUACACACUUACUGAAACGUUUAUUUAAUUACAUGUAUACAGGAUACAGUUGGUAGAUAAAAUAGAAAAAUAAUAAUAAUAUAGACUGUA
Macrosteles quadrilineatus (aster leafhopper) is the source of this 1964-nucleotide messenger RNA. RefSeq names its product probable transcriptional regulatory protein GOX1679. Lineage: Eukaryota; Metazoa; Arthropoda; Insecta; Hemiptera; Cicadellidae. Bases 10 to 759 code for a protein of 249 amino acids. Gene Ontology annotation, cellular component: mitochondrion. The transcript has a single exon. The record is from RefSeq and is a predicted model, not a curated record.